This is a messenger RNA of Camponotus floridanus (Florida carpenter ant), 1871 nucleotides long. RefSeq names its product autophagy-related protein 101 (gene Atg101). The coding region runs from base 924 to 1580 and encodes 218 amino acids. Gene Ontology annotation, biological process: autophagosome assembly; autophagy. NCBI's taxonomy places the organism in Eukaryota, Metazoa, Arthropoda, Insecta, Hymenoptera, Formicidae. The record is from RefSeq and is a predicted model, not a curated record. The transcript is spliced from 2 exons. Gene Ontology annotation, cellular component: phagophore assembly site.
AAUCAGGUAGUAUACGUAUGAGACAUGCUCCGUGGAUGAGGUUAGUACAAUAUAUGCUCGGAACACGGCGGACUGGAACCAGUAGUAGUGUCUGCUCCGACGAGGGACGUUGAUCGAUCUUUCCGUUGUGACGUUUAAUACGCGUUGUACGACGCGCGUUUUUCAUGAUGUAGCACCAGAGCAUUCGUGUUGGCAGAGAGAGAGAGAGAGAGACUUGAGCAGGUCGCUGAUAAUCCGAACGAUCGUCCUUUCGUGAUCCUGUCGAGAGGAUCCUCCCCCUCUCCUUUCCUUCGCUCGUUCCCAUUCGAUUCUCGCGUGUGUAUACGGAAAACAUACGUUCCGGGAGAACGUGGAGCCCUCGCGGGACCAGGUAUCAAAGCGCGAGUCGCAACACGGCGUCAAGAUGGCGUGUGCCACGAGCACAGCUGUUGUUUACCCACAAACCCGUGUGGAGCGGGUCACUGGCUGUUGUCGCUGCUGUUGAGGGAGAGGACGAGCGCGUGCACGACUGGCUCCCCCGUCGUCGGGACUGGUCGGGUCGGAACGAUGGGAGAUGCUCGACGAAUGAGCGACUUGGAGUAACGGGGUAUUUUCGAGUGAGCGGCGUGACGGCGACGUGACGAGGACGUGACAGCGACGACGACGACGGCGACGACGGCGACGACGACGACGACGACGACGACGACGAGGGUGGUGAUAGUGGCAGUGGUGAACCGAGGAAAAAACGGGAAGAUUGCCUCGAUGGAAGAGAGCAGCGAGGCCUGCGACGGCGGAAGUCACCAAGUCAGCGGGCACGAAUCGAGCGCGAGAAACUAACCUAGUUGCGUCCGCCAUCGCUCGACACGAGGACGGCGAGGACGGCGAGGCGGGGUGAUCGAGAGUGGAAGCGUCGAUACCGAGGGAGGAAGUGGCGAAGUAUCGUCAUGAAUGCCAGAACGCAGCUGUUUGAAUUGAGUAUGGAGGGACGUCAGGUGGACGAGGCGGUGGCAAGCAUAUUCCAUACUGUGCUCUUCCAUCGAAGUCUCGGCAAAUUCAAGUACAAACAGGAAGGCAGCUAUUCGGUGGGUACUGUGGGAUACCAGGACGUGGAUUGUGACUUCAUCGACCUCACUUACGUUUGCUGCUCGUCGGUGUAUCUCGAUCAGACGUUGAAACGCGAGAUAUCAGGCUUUUCGGAGGCUCUUCGCUCCACCGACAGUCCGGGCUCAGGUCAGAUAUCUCUAGAAUUCUUCCAGAGGAAAAAAAGCCGCUGGCCAUUUCAACCAGAAUGUAUCCCAUGGGAAGUGUGGACGGUACGUCUUGAACUCAUCAAAUUGGCCACCGAACACGAACGGCAGAUAUGUCGGGAAAAAGUGGGCGACUUGCUGACGGAAAAAAUCCUUUAUAUCACCGAGGUCAUGAAUCGACACGAUUACGUUCCAAAAGUGCCGAGUCAGGCCGAACUAGAUUUGAUCUUUGACACUUCGUAUCCAGAUAUACAGCCGUACCUCUUCAAAAUGUCCUUCACGACUUCUAGUCCGUCGACCACUACGAUGGGCAAUACUAUGAAAAAGUUGAUCAGAGAGACACUGUCCAUUUAGUCGUUAUAAAAUAUAGCUCUAAAGUUCUAACAUUAAUAUGUUCGCGCAUAUAGCUUAGAGUCAUCUGAAAAACGCAAAACUUGCUCUUAAUUUCCAUCUACGAUACACAAGUUUCUGUUCACUGCAUUGCACCACGCAAUUUCAUUUUAGAUCUAUUCGUAAUGACUCUAAUCUACCUUAGCUAUUAUUAUGAGUUCCUAAAAAAGAAAAAAAGAUUCUAAAUUUAUGCUACGAAAAAUGGCCCGAAUAUAGAGAAAUUACCAAAAGUACCUGGUGUACUUUACCUGUUGC